UCGGAGAUGGACUUAGGGAAGGGAAGUAAAUCACGGCACAAGAAAGAGAAAAAGAAACAUAGCCCUGGCGAGCACAAGCGUCGAAGAACAAGGUCCAUUCCAAAUGAUGAUGGCGAAAAAAUGGCGCGCAAGAGAGAUUAUGCGACGGCUUUACAAAAGCGCAAACAAAAAGCUCAAGUUGCACGGGAAAAAGAAGACGAAGAGAAUACCCAACGAACAGAACUUAAAAAAUCGGGGCUUCAAGAAAAGGAACGAUUGAAUCAACUUUUCGCAAUUUACUCGGCACAACAAGGGAGUGCAUACAGAAGACCAGCUAGGGUGGUAAAACCGAUAUUUCCAAAUCUACCGAAAAGCAGCCCAAACAGAAACCGCAAGAUACCAAGCAAUAUAGAAGGCGGGUUUUUACCAAAUAUCUUGUCUACCGGAAAGGCAGAGACCAGAGGGAACUCGCUCAAGUAGGAACUAUCUUAUACCCUAGAAUGAAUCCAAGUAAAUAUGCAACAGCAAAUGGAUGGUAGAUAAUACUUGUGUAUAUAAAUUUGAGAGACUUGUCUGUAAAUAUUUUGUCUAUUCGUUUAAGAAAAGAGUUGAACUUUG
Messenger RNA from Nematostella vectensis (starlet sea anemone), 597 nucleotides. RefSeq lists its product as uncharacterized. The transcript has a single exon. Bases 7 to 459 code for a protein of 150 amino acids. NCBI's taxonomy places the organism in Eukaryota, Metazoa, Cnidaria, Anthozoa, Actiniaria, Edwardsiidae. The record is from RefSeq and is a predicted model, not a curated record.